UCUGUCGCCUUCCGCUUCUAUCAUAUACUUUGGGAGUUUGGAGAACUACCAAUCGUCCUUGCUUUCCCCAUCUCCGCUCCUCCGACGCCGCAGCCUUCUUCCCGGAUCGAAGAGAUGGAGUGCGUGUUCGGGCUGGUGGGCGAUGGCUUCGCGCUGGUGGCGGCCGACACCUCCGCCGUCCAUAGCAUCCUUGUCCACAAGUCCAACGAGGACAAGGUCAUGAUCCUCGACUCCCACAAGCUCCUCGGCGCCUCCGGUGAGGCCGGCGACCGGGUGCAAUUCACCGAGUACAUCCAGAAGAACGUCCACCUCUACGAGUUCCGCAACGGCAUCCCUCUCGCCACCGCCGCCGCCGCAAACUUCACCCGUGGCGAGCUCGCCCUCGCCCUCCGCAAGAACCCAUAUUUUGUCAACAUUUUGCUGGCUGGAUAUGACAAGGAUAUUGGUCCAUCUCUCUACUACAUCGACUACAUUGCUACUCUGCACAAGGUUGACAAGGGUGCAUUUGGUUAUGGAUCCUAUUUCGCCCUAUCAAUGAUGGACCGACACUACCACAGUGGCAUGUCACUGGAGGAAGCAAUUGACUUGGUUGACAAGUGUAUCAUCGAAAUUAGAUCUCGACUGGUUGUUGCUCCACCGAACUUUGUGAUUAAGAUUGUGGACAAGGAUGGAGCUAGGGAGUAUGCUUGGCGUGAAUCAAUCAAAGAUGCUGGAGUUUCUGCAGCGUGAGAUAAUUCUCAUGUUCUAUUUUCUUCUUUCAGUGAAACUCCAGCACUGUUAGUGCGCCAAAAUUGGGUAUGCAAUUUGUCGGUCUGGACAUAAUUUGAUGUUAGUCACAUUGCAAAUGCUCAUCUAUAUGUUUCUGAUUUCGUUUUCCUUCACUUGGUCACAAUCUAAUAUUUUAAGGGUUCUUUUCCAAAGCAAAUUAGGUUGUACGAACUAUUUGAUGUCCUGUGGGAAGCUCAGUCGAACUUUAUCUUGAAAAUUUGGUACAUUUUUAUGUUGUUUUAGCUAA
Messenger RNA from Musa acuminata subsp. malaccensis (wild Malaysian banana), 1015 nucleotides. Its product is annotated as proteasome subunit beta type-2-B. Lineage: Eukaryota; Viridiplantae; Streptophyta; Magnoliopsida; Zingiberales; Musaceae. Gene Ontology annotation, biological process: proteasomal protein catabolic process. The record is from RefSeq and is a predicted model, not a curated record. Gene Ontology annotation, cellular component: proteasome core complex, beta-subunit complex; cytosol; proteasome core complex.